GGGUGCUCCCGGAAGCGGAACCUGAGCUCGGCGCUGCUGGCAGCGGACGCGCCGCCGGCGCCGUUACCGCCGCAGGAUGAACGCGCCGCCGGCCUUCGAGUCCUUCCUGCUCUUCGAGGGGGAGAAGAAGAUCACAAUUAAUAAGGAUACAAAAGUACCAAAUGCCUGUUUGUUUACAAUCAACAAGGAAGACCACACACUUGGAAAUAUUAUUAAAUCGCAAUUACUGAAAGACCCUCAGGUGUUGUUUGCAGGAUACAAGGUCCCACAUCCUCUGGAACAUAAAAUCAUCAUUCGAGUUCAGACCACUCCUGAUUACAGUCCCCAGGAAGCUUUCACCAAUGCUAUCACGGACCUGAUCAGUGAACUCUCCCUUCUGGAGGAGAGAUUCAGGGUUGCCAUCAAAGAUAAACAAGAAGGAAUUGAAUAGAACGUGAAGCUUAGAGUGGACUUUUUUUUUUUUUUAAAACCUGGAUUGUGUUAUAAAUUUUGUUUUCAUUAUAGUGGAUGUGACUACUUCGUUGAACAAGUUCUUUAAGGAUUAUUUUUAACUUUUUCAGUAAGAAUUAAUGUCUCUAAUAACAGUGGCUCUAAAUUCACUUAUUUGUAGUUAGUUUGCCCAGAGAAAGCAGCGUUUUGAUUUCUGUACAGGAUAAAUUAUUUGCAGGUAGGAUGGUAAGUGUCUGAGAAGUCUUGUAUCAGUUGAGCUAUUAAACUUUUUUCAAAGCUGUG
Malaclemys terrapin pileata is the source of this 732-nucleotide messenger RNA. It is a transcript of the gene POLR2J, whose product is annotated as RNA polymerase II subunit J. Gene Ontology annotation, molecular function: DNA binding; protein dimerization activity. The record is from RefSeq and is a predicted model, not a curated record. Gene Ontology annotation, biological process: transcription by RNA polymerase II. The transcript is spliced from 4 exons. The coding region runs from base 77 to 430 and encodes 117 amino acids. NCBI's taxonomy places the organism in Eukaryota, Metazoa, Chordata, Testudines, Emydidae. Gene Ontology annotation, cellular component: RNA polymerase II, core complex.